Molecule: messenger RNA, 339 nt
Organism: Entrophospora candida
Lineage: Eukaryota; Fungi; Glomeromycota; Glomeromycetes; Entrophosporales; Entrophosporaceae
Source: the annotation of a GenBank genome assembly
AUGACUUUUAAUUAUCAACAACACCAAAGUCAAGAUGGUCAACCAUUUCAACAAAUUACAACUUUCGAUCAAGUUCUUCAAAAUUCCGAUCAAAAUCUUUUUCAGCGACAACCUCAAAAUCUGUCUCAACAAAGUUAUGGCCAGCAAAUUCAGCAAGCUCAAAAUUACGUCCACCAACAAAAUCAAAGUAAUGGACACAAUGAUGAUGACCCUUUAAUUUUAAGAAUUUCUGGUCGUUUGUCGAUGAUUAAAGAUUGUAUUAUGACGAUGAAUCAACAAUAUACUGAAUUGGAACAAGAUUUCAUUAGGUUAAGACGUAAAUAUAAUUGUAGUUGUUAG